UGACUGGGGAGAGAGCUGCUGGCAUGGAAGUGAGCUGGGUUUGUCCGUGGGAACUGUGAGUAAGAUUACCAUUAAAAUUUGCUCUCAAAUGGAUGUGAGCAGCAUUUGCCUUGGACAGGAAAUAUAUCAAGGAGGAGGCAGGCACAUUCUAGCCAAAUUGUAACUGAAGAAAAGCAAAUACUUUGUAUGGCAGUUGCCAUCACGAAAGCCAAAGUGGAUUUCUCCGGUGUGGUGUGCCUGCCCCCUUCCGUCAUUGCUGGAAAUGGGCUGGACGGAGGAGGGGCUGGCGAAAAUGACGAUGAGCCGGUGCUGGUGUCCCUUUCGGCGGCCCCCAGCCCUCAGAGCGAAGCUGUUGCCAAUGAGCUGCAGGAGCUCUCCUUGCAGCCCGAGCUGACCCUCAGCCUCCAUCAUGGCCGAAACCCCAACCUUCCUCCGCUCAGUGAAAGGAAGAAUGUGCUGCAGUUGAAGCUCCAGCAGCGACGCACACGGGAGGAGCUGGUGAGCCAAGGGAUCAUGCCGCCUCUGAAAAGCCCAGCUGCAUUUCAUGAACAAAGAAGGAGUUUGGAGCGGGCCAGGACAGAGGACUAUCUGAAACGGAAAAUCCGGUCCAGGCCAGAGAGAUCGGAGCUGGUUAGGAUGCACAUUCUGGAAGAGACCUCGGCCGAACCCUCCUUGCAGGCCAAGCAGCUGAAGCUAAAGAGAGCCAGACUGGCAGAUGACCUCAAUGAGAAGAUAGCGCAGAGGCCAGGUCCCAUGGAGCUGGUGGAGAAGAACAUCUUGCCUGUGGAAUCCAGCCUGAAGGAAGCCAUUAUAGUUGGACAGGUGAACUACCCAAAGGUUGCAGACAAUUCCUCCUUUGACGAGGACAGCAGUGAUGCCCUCUCCCCCGAACAGCCAGCCAGCCAUGAGUCCCAGGGGUCUGUCCCAUCGCCGAUGGACUCCCGGAUUUGUGAGCCUCUCCCUAGCACCACUGGCACAUCACUAGCUCAGGGUACAUCCCAAUUGCAGAUCAGUGCAGACUCCAAUGAAACACUUUUCCUACCCGAACAGCCCCCCCCGCCUCUGCCACCUCCACCUCUCCUGCCCCCUAGUCUUACCAAUGGAGCGGCUCUUCCUGCUGCCAAGCCCCCACCGACGCUCAUUAAGCAAAGCCAGCCCAAGUCUACCAGUGAGAAGUCUCAGCGCAGUAAGAAAGCCAAGGAGUUGAAGCCGAAAGUCAAGAAGCUUAAAUAUCAUCAGUAUAUCCCCCCGGACCAAAAGCAGGACAAGGGAGCUCCUCCCAUGGAUUCAUCCUAUGCCAAAAUACUGCAGCAGCAGCAACUCUUUCUCCAGCUUCAGAUCCUCAACCAGCAGCAGCAGCAGCACUACAACUACCAGACCAUCCUGCCAGCUCCACCGAAGCCUCCAGGAGAGCAGCAGAGUGGUGCCAGUGCCCCUGCCGUACGCAAUCUCUCUGCCACAGUCAGUAGCACCUCUUCAGUAUCCUCCGGUUCCAGCGGGCUGAUGCGACAGAACAGUAACGCUGCAGUGGGCAAGCCAGGCCCUCUCCCUGCCAACCUAGAUGAGAUGAAGGUAAACGUUGGUGCUGCUGGCAGUCCUGUGAAACUGCACGGCCCUUUUUUUUUUGGCCAUUUUCAGUGGGGAGUCAACGCUGAGCAAUGUUGCUGCCCCAGAGCAGAGCUGGCAGGAGCUGAUGGUAAGGGCUGGCGUUGCUGCCCUGCAGUUCGUACCGGAGGUGCGGGCGUGUUGGCCUGCAGGGGGUCACUUGGCCCUUUCCCUGUGGCUCUGGUAGCUGUUAACAGUUGUUCUGGUUAUAGCGCGUGCUCUCUUAAUGUUGCCCUCUUUCCCCCCCAUCAGGUGGCAGAGCUGAAGCAGGAGUUGAAGCUGAGGGCCUUGCCUGUCUCGGGCACAAAGACGGACCUGAUUGAGCGUCUCAGAGCCUACCAAGAGCAGAACGGUGCGGCCGGCCCAACCACCCCCACUCCCAAGCCCAGCGCUGCAGCCAUUCUCCCCAAAGCUGCCGAAGUGGUGGUGGCCUUCCCUGCCGCCAGGCUGAGCACGGGGCCAGCCCUGGUCACCACGGGCAUUGCACCAGCAGAAGUGGUCGUGGCCACAGUCACCGGUGGCAGCGUGAUGAAGUUCGGCAGCACGGGCUCGACUCCUCCCGUUUCUCCCACUCCUUCUGAGCGCUCGCAGAUGAGCACGGGGGACGAGAACUCGGCCACCGGAGACGCCUUUGGAGAGAUGGUGACCUCACCCCUGACCCAGCUCACCCUGCAGGCCUCUCCAGUGCAGUUUCUGGUGAAGGAAGAAAGCUCCAAGCCUUCCUCCUGCAGCGUAAACGCGGCACCCAGGUCAGAGCGGUGCGGCACUGGUAACAGCAGAGAUGCAGAAGUUAGGGACAAGGACCAGAUGCUGCAGGAGAAGGACAAGCAGAUUGAGGAACUCACCCGCAUGCUGAAGCAGAAGCAGCAGCUGGUUGAGAUGCUCAGACUACAGCUGGAGCAGGAGAAGCGCUCUCAGCAGUCACUACCGGCCCCAGCGGCUGCGGGAGAAAGAGCAGCCCUCGCCUCCAGCCCAGCAGCGUUCGGCAUCCAGGUGAAGAGCGAGAACGGUUUCCUGAGCUGCCAGUCCGCAAAGCCAACCAGUGGCCAAACCGACCAAUUCAGCCCCGCACCAGCCGCUAGCCAAAUGGACACUUCGAAUCCAAGCCCAGUGCCAAAGAAAGCCGUGAUGGUGAAGCAGGAGGUGCCAGCCGCGGAAGCAGAGCCCCCGUGCCAGUCCCACAGCCCGCGGCUCUUCCUUGGCCAGCAAGGGAGCGCCCUGAGCGACCUGAUCAAGGGCAGCCCGCCCCCCACCCUCAUCACCGACUCCACCGGGACCCACAUCGUGCUCACCGUGACCAAGCAGAGCGCCGAGAGGCAGGGCCUCUCGCCCCACGGGAAGGCAGGGAGUAGCUGCCCGGCCUUGCAGAGAGUACAAUCAUCGCCCGCUAAAACUUCCAGCCAACCGCAGUGUCAGCUACCUGCAAGCACUCCUCAGCAGCCCACGCAGCAGAAGCAGCAGCAGCAGCCCACGCAGCAGCAGAAGCAGCAGCAGCAGCCCCGAGGACUAAACCAACCUGUCAGAAAGGGUCAGAAGCCAGGCCUGCAGGUGGUCACAGGGCAGCAGCCCCACACCAUACUGUCUUUCUCAGCACCUCCAAACCUGCAGCCCUUCUUCCUCAACGGUUUCCACAAAGGGUCCCUGAAAACUGGUGCUCCUGGCAAGGCCGGCCAACCCAGUGUGCCAGAAAAGCCCUCAUCCCAGCCUGGCUCUCCUGCUGCCCCCUCCCCAUCCCACAUGGACCUGGAGCAGCAGCAGCAGCAGCAGCACACGUCGCUUUUUGGAACUCCUCCACCUCCUCUCCCUGUUCCCUCGGUCCCAAUGAAAGAGCCACCAGGCUAUGAAGAGGCCAUGAAGCAACAGCCAAAGGCCCAGGAGAACGGCUGCUCCAGCCAGCAGAUGGAUGACCUGUUCGAUAUCCUCAUAGAGAGUGGAGAGAUUUCUGCUGACUUCAAGGAGCAGUCGUCCCCAGCUGGAAAAGACCCACCCGCGGCCCCCGCCUGCUCCUCGCCGCCCAGCAGCCACCAUUCCUCGGAGCUGGCGGUGCCGGGCUCCCUGGGGCAGCCGGUGCCCGUGGGCCGGCUGGAGGACUUCCUGGAGAGCAGCACCGGCCUCCCGCUGCUGACGGCAGGCCACGACGGUCCGGAGCCCCUGUCCCUGAUUGAUGACCUCCACAGUGAGAUGCUGAGCAGCUCGGCCAUCCUGGACCACCCGCCUUCGCCUAUGGACACCUCGGAAUUGCACUUUGCUCACGAGCCGGCCGGGGGCAUAGCCCUGGAUCUGGCUGAGGCUAACUUGGACAGCAUGGACUGGCUGGAGCUGCCGGGGGGGUCCGUCAUGAGCCUGGCUCCCCUCAGCACCGCGGCUCCCAGCCUCUUUUCCACAGACUUCCUUGAUGGACAUGAUCUGCAGCUGCACUGGGAUUCGUGCUUGUAACUCUGUGAGCAGAGACUGAAGGGAACGGGUGUGGGAGGGCACGGGCAUGCAGGGGGAAGAGGCCAGUCAACCAAAAAAAAAAAAACCCACAAAAA
Molecule: messenger RNA, 4136 nt
Organism: Cygnus atratus (black swan)
Lineage: Eukaryota; Metazoa; Chordata; Aves; Anseriformes; Anatidae
Gene: MRTFA
Product: myocardin related transcription factor A
Exons: 16
Coding region: 187-4041 (1284 amino acids)
Biological process (GO): smooth muscle cell differentiation
Source: RefSeq, a predicted model, not a curated record